AUGGCAGGCCCUGCCGCGCGUCACUGGGAGCAGAAUAAGGAAGCCACUGUCUACGUUGGCAAUAUCCACGAAGACGUCACCCAGCAGCUUCUGACAGAGCUUAUGAAUCACCAUGGCCGCGUGCGCACUAUCAAUAUGCCCGUCGACCGCGUCAACGGCAAGCACCAAGGUUUCGGCUUCGUCGAGUUCGCGACCGAGACCGACGCCGACUACGUUAUUUCGAUCCUCAACGGCACGCGCCUUUUCAACUCAGCGAUACGCAUGAACAAGGCUUCUGCAGACAAAGCGAAGAGCGUAGAGGUCGGCGCCGAGUUGUUCAUCGGCAACCUGGAUCCCAUGGUGGACGAGAGAUCGCUAUACGACACCUUUCUACGUUUCGGACAGCUCGUUAGCGCUCCCAAGAUUGCGCGCGACGAGUUCAACAUGUCCAAGGGCUACGGCUUCGUCUCGUACGCCGACUUCGAAGCCUCGGACGCAGCCAUUGCGAACAUGCAUGGCCAGUACGUGAUGAGCAAGCAAAUAUCCGUGCAAUACGCGUAUAAGAAGGACGGACAGGGCGCGCGUCAUGGAGACGAGGCAGAACGUCUGCUUGCGAAACAGGCAAAGGCGCACGGUGUAGCACCCGCUGUGCAACCUCUUCCCGCCCAUCUCUUCCAGGCUCCUCCACCACAGACUCCCGCAGGACCCCGCGGCGUUCCCGGCGCACCCAAUGGACCAUCAGGAUACGGAGGACCACCUCCCCGCGCCCCGCCGCAAGCUCCACCCUCUCUUCCACCGCUGCCUUCAGGGCUGCCGGCAAGGCCCCCAAGUGGCGCUCCACCUGCGAAUUUCUACCCUCCGCCCCCUGGGUUCCCUGGUGGUCCUCCUCCACCAGGCUUCGCACAGCCUCCGCCGGGUUUUGGAAGAUGA
Molecule: messenger RNA, 909 nt
Organism: Didymosphaeria variabile
Lineage: Eukaryota; Fungi; Ascomycota; Dothideomycetes; Pleosporales; Didymosphaeriaceae
Gene: sap49
Product: Spliceosome-associated protein 49
Exons: 2
Coding region: 1-909 (302 amino acids)
Biological process (GO): positive regulation of mRNA splicing, via spliceosome
Cellular component (GO): U12-type spliceosomal complex; nucleolus
Molecular function (GO): RNA binding
Source: RefSeq, a predicted model, not a curated record